UGGAUGGGGGCACUUUCUCGGCUGGAUGUGUAUUGUCUGUCAAGAGAAGAACGGGGCAGAGAACCAUGUCGUUAUUAACAUUGGCGUGCAUUCCCGAUCUUCUUAAUCAUGAAAAGUGAUUUCCUUUUCGUUUCCCUCAACACGUGUCCGUCCUCACCGAGCUUUUUUUCGUCACAUGAGGCUCGGAGCGGGUGUGUUCCUGUUUGCUGAGCAGAAGGAGGAGGAGGAGGAGAGACCCUGUCGGCGAGGGAGACCGACGGCGGGGUGACUGACCGACUCUCUCCUCCUGCUUCGGAAACACUACCGGUACUCACCUGUACGGAUAUCGCCGGUCGUUCCCGCUGGGGUGACGCGGAACACUCAGAACUCCAGUAGCGGAUGUAAGAGCAGGCCACCAGAAUGUUCCAGCUCCCUGUCAACAAUCUGGGCAGUCUGCGCAAAGCUCGGAAAAAUGUCAAGAAGGCCUUGGGAGACAUUGGCUUGGAGUAUUGCAAAGAUCAUCUGGAGGACUUCAAACCUUAUACUCCACCAGAAGUUUAUAUAAAGCACACCUCCUGGGAAGAUGUGUGCACGUGGGAGCCAUCGCAUACCAAAGUCCAGGACUACAGAUCCAAACCUUUCUGCUGCUCCGGCUGCCUCUUCUCGUCCAAAUACUUCUCUGCAUACAAGAGCCACUUCCGCAAUGUCCACAGCGAAGACUUUGAGAACAACAUCCUGCUGAACUGCCCUUACUGCACAUACAAUGGGAACAAAAAGAGCCUGGAGACGCACAUCAAACUUUUCCACAUGCCCAGCAACACCUUGCGCCAGGGUCCCGGGACUGUCCACCAUGGAGCUCCCAUGAUGAAGGACGGCCUCUUGAAGAGGCCUGGGGACAGUGUGGAACAGGCCGUGUACUACUGUAAGAAGUGCACCUACCGAGAUCCUUUGUACAAUGUCGUGCGAAAGCACAUCUACAGGGAACACUUCCAGCAGGUUGCACAGCCUUACAUUGCAAAACCAGGAGAGAAGACCAACACUCCAAAUGGCGGACCCACUGCAAAAACUGAGGGGAGCAAUACAAGCAGCACGGCUAGUCAUCAGAUCCACUGCAAGAAGUGUCUGUUCGUCCCGAGGACCUAUGAGGCGCUUGUUCAACACGUCAUCGAGGACCACGAGAGGAUCGGCUACCAGGUGACCGCCAUGAUCGGUCACACCAGCGUAAUUGUCCCCCGGCCUAAGCCCAUCCUUUUGAUGCCACCAAAAACUCACGGAGAUAAGACAGUCAUUGGGAUGGGCCCGAAGGGGAUCGUCAUGGCCAACCCCAGGCCUACGGCCUCUCAGCAGAUGGCCCGAGUUCCCAUCGCGUCCAAGCCAAGCCUGAGUGCUCAAAGUCUCCUCUCUGGGAUUAAACAUGAGUCAGUGGGAUUAAAGUCAGGGACCAACCAGCUCUUUUCCUUUGCGAGCCAACAGGCGAAGGCCACCCUCACAGGGAACGCCCAAGUUUCACCCCAGCUGCACUCGGCAAAACAUCACUUUCCCGGAGGCGCCCUGCGCAGCCCAUUGUUGGUUAGCCCGGCAUCUUCCCUCAAACCCAACCCCCUGGGAUCAAGGGUCCAGGCGGCAGCCACCACCUUUGCAUCGGUCACAGCCAAAAAAACUGGUUCCUCAGUCCUGAGCGCGUCUUACACCCAGAAGUGGAAAAUAUGCACCAUUUGCAACGAGCUCUUUCCAGAGAAUGUGUACAGUUCUCACUUUGAGAAAGAGCAUAAAGCCGAGAAGGUACCUGCCGUGGCCAACUACAUCAUGAAGAUUCACAACUUCACCAGCAAGUGUCUGUACUGCAACCGCUAUCUCCCCAGCGAUACCUUGUUAAACCACAUGCUCAUUCAUGGCCUGUCCUGCCAGCACUGCCGCGCCACUUUCAAUGACGUGGAAAAGUUGGUAGCUCACAUGCGUCUGUCUCACCUGAACGAGCCAGUAGGCCCUCGCAUUGACUCCCCUCUUACUUUCGACCUCACCCUUCAGCAGGGCAAUCCAAAGAACGUUCAAUUGAUUGUGACUACCUACAACAUGAAAGAUGCACCAGAGGAGUCUGUGGCCUUUCAUUCCCAGAACAACACCCCUAUCUCGCCUUCCCUGUCCUCGUCCCUACUAUCGUCUAAGAGGUUGUUGUCUCAGCACCCGCCUAAAACGCACGUGGGGGUACCUGAGACUGCCGGCCCGCUCAAGAAUGUUCCACAAACGUCUGUACCAUACAAGAGGGACGUUGGGAAGACCCUUUGUCCACUUUGCUUCUCUAUUCUCAAGGGCCCCAUCUCAGAUUCCCUGGCCCAUCAUUUGCGCGACAAGCACCAAGUCAUUCAGACUGUCCACCCUGUAGAGAAGAAACUGACCUAUAAGUGUAUUCACUGCCUGGGUGUGUACACUAGUAACAUGACCGCCUCCACCAUCACAUUACACUUGGUGCAUUGUCGAGGAGUAGGCAAGUCUCACAACGGCCAGGAUAAGUCUGCUCACUCCUCACGAAUCAGUCAGGGGCAGGUUGCUGCUGCCAAACGGAUCGCCCUCGAUCGUGCCAAUACGAGUGCACCAAAAAAAAAAAGGCGGGGUCCUCCUGGAGAGAGAGCACACCCAAGAGAUGUGAAUGGUCCGUUUGAAGAAAACCCAGACCAACCUGUUUCCCUAGCGCUAAACCCUAAAGGACUUGAAAACGAUUCAUAUGAAUCGAGGAAGGCUUUUCUCACUCGCUACUUCAAUCGAGCGCCUUACGCCACGCAGCGAGAAGUGGAGAAGCUGGCGGCCGGUCUGUGGCUGUGGAAGUCCGACAUCUCCAGCCACUUUGUCAACACGCGCAGGAAAUGCACGCAGGAAUGCGAAAGCCUCAACCCUGCCAUCUUACUCGGAUUCAGUAUGCACGAAGUCGGCAAAGUGAGACACGGGUUGGCGUUGGAUGGGGUAGACUGCUUGUGUCAGAGCCAGCCGGGCCGUAGGCGCACAUCUAGGACACGCUUAGGCCUGUCGGAACGAGCUCGGCAGAGGCUUAAGGAGUCGGUCACAGCAAAUCUUGACGCCGAGAUCAACACCGUUAUAGACCAAACCAAGACAAUCAACAGCACCCCGUUGCAGAAAACGCCUGCGGAUCCUGCUGAACCAAUCCCCAUUGAUUCUGACAGCGAAGAGGAAGUCCAGCAGGUGGCAUCCAGAACGCAACAUCCAGAAGCAAAAACGGCACUCGCUGCAGAGGGCAAAGUUACGUCGGACCAACAGGACAUGUUCGAGGACGAUGACGACGAUGAUGAUGAUGAUGACGAUGAUGAUGACGACGACGAGGAUGAAGGGGUGCACCUGGAGAAUGGCUUCGGUCCGACCGAGGCGGCCAAAGGGAGGGAUGCCCUGCCCAUCAUUAUUCCCAAGUUUGUACCCUCGUCUGCAAGACGGGGUGGCGAUGUAACACAGCUGGGAAAGCAGCAGGUCUAACUAUGAACCUAAUGGACAAUUUUCAAGACCUGCAGCCCCACACCAACAAAUCUGCCUCACUUAGACCCAAGGAACACAAAGAAACUUCAAACAAGCCAUCCAAUGACAUUUCAAUGGACUCAAAUCGCCACUGGACAGCAUAAAGGAUUCAAUGAGUACACUUUUAGCAAACUAGGAAAAGUUUUUGGACUUGCAUACAUCAAACAAAAGGCAUUGUUAGCAUUGCUUUAGCCCCUGAAUUUGUAAACAUGGCGGGUUAAUCCAGCUUUAUUUUAUUACCCUCACCCCUUUUUUUACUGAAGUAGUUUGUCUGAGAGGUUGUAAAUUUGUACAGUUUUUUGACACAUUUGGCCCAGUGUCACCACGCAUCUCCUCUUGGAUAUUUUGCUGUCCAAGGUAGAGAUCUGUAUGCUACAUGAUAGUGUUGCUUUGGUGGCUGGUCUUUACCUAUAUGUUAACUUUAUUUUUACUAAAAGUAAUUUGGGAGGGGGCAAAAUAAGAUAUGAAUAAAUAAUUCUGUUGAAUUGGUCUUUUUUUCCGCACAGAGCUGUUCUCAUUUGAACAGAUUGUACUUCAACUGUAGUAAUUUGCAGCUCUGUGCUUAUUAGCCAUGACUGCAGUUUAGUUGCUGUUUUUAGUGUUCCCUAUUAUGCCCACCCAACUUCCACUCACGCACGCAACUGAUAACUGGAUGGUAACCAUCACGUUUUUACAAAUAUAUUUAUCUCAUGUUUUUUUGUUCGUAUAUGUGUUUGUUUUACACGAGUCUAUUUUACACUUGCGCAUAUAUGAAUAAAGUGUUGUGAAUGUUUCUCACAAAAUGGUGGCCAAACCAGUUUGACUUAAUUUAAAUUCAAAUUAAACCUCAAUUUAGGACAGUAGUAUCU
Molecule: messenger RNA, 4346 nt
Organism: Corythoichthys intestinalis (scribbled pipefish)
Lineage: Eukaryota; Metazoa; Chordata; Actinopteri; Syngnathiformes; Syngnathidae
Gene: adnpb
Product: activity-dependent neuroprotector homeobox b
Exons: 4
Coding region: 400-3459 (1019 amino acids)
Biological process (GO): regulation of gene expression
Cellular component (GO): nucleus
Molecular function (GO): DNA binding
Source: RefSeq, a predicted model, not a curated record